Messenger RNA from Dreissena polymorpha, 1814 nucleotides. RefSeq lists its product as uncharacterized. Lineage: Eukaryota; Metazoa; Mollusca; Bivalvia; Myida; Dreissenidae. The transcript has 3 exons. The record is from RefSeq and is a predicted model, not a curated record. Bases 55 to 414 code for a protein of 119 amino acids.
UAUAUAUAAUAAUUUGCCUUGUCAAUUUUAUUUCUUGAUUCACAUACCAACAAAAUGGACGCAAGGUUGCUACUUGUUUUGAUGGGUAUAUUUCAGACCGCGUUUGGGGCGGUAUCGAUAGGCUCGAUUGAGACACGGCUGGAGCAUGGGACUGAAGUGAAGUUUUGCACAUACAAAGGAAUGCGCCUUCUUCCAACGUCGAUCAUUAUCGACUAUGACGCGUGUAAUGAAUGUCAUUGCAACGAGGAUGGGCUGCGUUGUUACAGCGUCGGUUAUACUGUGAGUGCGAUAGGAAAGUCGAAAUGCACCAAUGUGAAGAUAGCCUGCCAGAAUACGUGGGUGCUGAAAUCUAACAAGAAGAAACCCUGCCCGAAGCAUCUGAUUCCAAAAUCUGUGACAGCAGUUGGAAAAUAAUUAAGACAAUGUCAGUUCUGAGAGCAAGUGAUUCUAUAAAAACACUAAGUUUUUUUUUGCAGAAACAUUUAAUGACAUUAUCAACAAAUUGUAAUUUCCUUUAUAUUUGUUUGGGUUUUGUCGAUAGUUAUAAAAUAAAAUAUUGAUAUGUAUUCAUUCUUGGAUGUUAAAACACGAGCGUUUACACGUUUUAAUUAGUUUUGUUAAUUUUAAAAAAUCGUUUAUUAUAGAAAAAUUUUCUUUCAAUUAUGUUUAUGUGUGGUUAUUUCCUUACGCAAUAUAUUUACAUCAUGCCGAUUAUGUUGACAAAUAAACAUCAAGUUUAGUUUAUUUUCGAAACUAUUCAUGACAAUAUCAAUAAAUUGUGUUCCUCCAUAUUUGCCAUUUUUGUGUUUGGCCGAUCCUUAUAAAUCCAACGACAUAUGUGUUAGUAACGAGAGAUGUGUUAAAUUGACAGGGGAGCAGCUUCAGAUACGCCGUGUAGGUCGCGCCUACUUUUUUAUUUGCGAUAUCCAACAAAUAAGAAUGCGAACUGUUAAAUGAAAUCAGAAAUGCAAAUGGGUAGGGUUAAGUGAUAAAAACAAGGUGUGACAAGGUUGACCAUUCUAUUGGUGUACUGAUUUUAAUAGUUUUUUCUCAUAAGCUUCGCGUCUUACAUGCUCAGUGGUCUGUAACAAUAGCAAGCAAUCGAAGGACGGGACCAUAAUAUUGCAAUUAAGCUUAAGUCCGAUGUCAUCGUCUUUGGGAAAAAGAAACUCACCUUUAAUGUAUUAAAGAUAGAUGUAGUCUUUAAAGUGAUUUGUUUUCAUUUAUCUGUAACUGUUCCGAAUUCAGAAACGCUUUUUUUGCAAUACAGGCAAUCCAAAUAUUAACAAAAAAGUGUGCAAUAUAAGGCCAUUAUAAGUAAGUUUAAACGUAUAUGUUAUCUCAUUUAUUUGAAGCUGAAUCUCUGUUUAGGAGUACUUGCUACUUGUUUAAGCUUUGCAUCUGUUACUCCUUGCAAUGGUACGGCUGGUGUUCUGAAACUUUUUGUAUGACAUUAUAUAGCUUUUUUAACCAUUUUUCAAUAUCAAGUUGGAUCCAAUAAUUUACCAAGAUAAACCCGAUUUCAAAUACUUUUGCAGGUCUGCAAGAACCCUGCGCUUUAGCAACAACGAUCAAAAAGUAUUACAAAACAAAAUAAUACAUCUACAUUUAAAAAGAUAUAAUUUGAACAAAAUAGAUCACACAAAUAUAACUUAAGGAUGUACGAAAUUCUACUGCAUUUUUCCAAAAUAUCCCGAUUGUUUUACUCUAUGUAUGCAGAUUGUCACCUCUGUAUUUGUCACAAAUAUGAAAUAAAAAUUGAGGUCAACGUGAAAGUUAUUUGGAAAAUUUAGUUUUUUUAGGAUCAUACUGAU